GCUGGGCUCCUAAAUCCUACGCGUUCUCCGCUCGGGAAAAGCCAAUGAGCUGGAGAUCAAGGCAGCAUAUGAAUCACGCGACUACGCAGUUCAAGAGGAUGAUCCUCCUCGGGAAAGAUAGCCUCUACGUUGGGUUGAUUUGAUCAGAUGCUCGAAGAAUAUCGUAUGUUCAGAUGAGGGGUACUUAACCGGGACACAUUGUGGGGCUGCGGAGCUCUGAAUGCUGUCGUUGCUGAAGCUAUAAAUUGUGGUCAUCGCCGUACCCGUCGGAUCUUUUUCUGUAGUAGAUUCAACUCCAGGAUGCAGAUCAUACUGGCAUUAGCAGCUCUCCUCGGUGUCGCAGCUGCUGCGCCGGGACACGACAAGUCGCACGGCGGAAGCGCAUGGAUCGCGUCCUCGACGACGUCCAACGUCAACGACCUCGAAAUGACUCUCCUAUAUCAGAAUGAGUUGGACGAAAGGUUUCCAAACAUGCGCUUGAGCACCAAUGGACUAACUCUGCGCAGUCUUCACUCAAGCCGAGCACAAAUCCGUCCUCCUCCUCACUCCUCGGACGGCUUCCGGAGGUGCAGCAGCCUGCUCCCAACUCAACGAGGCCCUACUCCCGGUGAACACGACUUUCUUCAGUACCGACCUUCCGCCCCUUCUCGAGUACCGGGCUUACCAAGGCAACUAUCCCAAGAACCAGCAAUACUGGAUCGCGUCCGAUGGAUCUACAUGUCAGGCUGUCGACGCAACGGCCAAGGUCUGCACAGCAAACUGCAACCAGAGACUUCCAGUCCUAUGUUCACAGAGUGCACCAUUCGUCUACCCACCCGGCCCCUCCAACUCCUCCAAAUGGGAGAUCGCGGUUCAAUCUGAGGACUUGACCGUCACGGGUUUCCGUGAUCAGCUAUCCUUCCGCUUCCUUGGAAUCCCGUACGCGAACCCGGCACAGCGAUGGGCGUAUCCAGAGCCCAUAUCGGAUCUUCGUCUAUUAACGCUACCAACUAUGGAGCAACCUGUGUUCAGACCGGUUCAGGCGAUAUGAGCGAAGACUGCCUCUUUCUCAACAUCUUCACACCAUACAUCCCCGCCUCCAACUAUCCCAGCGAGAAGUUGAAACCAG
Molecule: messenger RNA, 1108 nt
Organism: Saitoella complicata NRRL Y-17804
Lineage: Eukaryota; Fungi; Ascomycota; Saitoellomycetes; Saitoellales; Saitoellaceae
Exons: 1
Coding region: 301-861 (186 amino acids)
Source: RefSeq, a predicted model, not a curated record